This is a messenger RNA of Vidua chalybeata, 5794 nucleotides long. RefSeq names its product class II major histocompatibility complex transactivator (gene CIITA). The transcript has 22 exons. Gene Ontology annotation, biological process: inflammatory response; positive regulation of MHC class II biosynthetic process; positive regulation of transcription by RNA polymerase II. Gene Ontology annotation, molecular function: protein binding; ATP binding. Lineage: Eukaryota; Metazoa; Chordata; Aves; Passeriformes; Viduidae. The record is from RefSeq and is a predicted model, not a curated record. Bases 260 to 3700 code for a protein of 1146 amino acids.
AGUCUUUUCUAAAGCAUCUAACUAAACCAGAUUGUUGAGUAAGUACAGAAGCUACUGAGGUGAACUUUUCAAAAAUAUCAACUGGAAAACAGCUUUGCACAAAACUUACUGGAACAAAGCAAUGCCUAAUAGGGCAGAACAGCUUUGGCAGAAAGGUGUGAGAGCUCUCCUUCAUGGCAGAGCAGCCCAGAGACCACAUUGCAGAACUGUGGCAACAUGGACCUGAAGCUCCUGAAAGAGAAGAUGGUGUGACCUUUCUAUGAUACCACAAUCACAGUGCAGUUACAGUAACAGCACAACUCCUGGAAUGGAGGUCAGGACAAAGAGACAAACCAUGGAUUCAGUAGUUGUGCCUGAAAAUGGCUACCUUGAUUUACUGCACAGUGAUAUUGAUCCAUUGCAUCUGUGUACUUUCUUUGAUCCUAAGUCAUCUGGAGAUGAAGAAGGUGACUUCUCUACAGAUCUUGAAGUUGAGGCCAGCAACUAUGAACAGUUAAAUAAUGUAGAUUUCCCAUAUGAAAAUGGAGAUGGGUUCUACCCCUGUUGCAACACCACGGAUGCUUAUGCUAAAAUAGCUGAAUUAGUAGAAUAUGUGCUCAAGGAUCAGCAGGAGAAGCAGGUUGAAGACAUUUUUGCAGGGAACCUUAUUUUGGAUGACAUUGCUGCUGAAAACACUGAGAAAUUUCCUGACAUAAAGAUCCAGUCGUGUCUUAAACGAACUUUCUUAGGCUCUGCAGCAGAGAGUUACUGUGAUGCUUCAGAACCCAAAUAUAAGAAAAUUGUGGAAGUCCCUGCAGCUUCUGCAGGGAAUGGCAGUUUCUUUGCUAUGCCUCUCAACAGCCACCCAGUGAGCUGCACCUCUCUAACUAACCAGCACAUGUCCUGUUCUGUUCCUGCUGCCCAUGGGCUGGAAAGAAGCCUCAUAAUUCCUGGAUUGUCAGAACCUUUGACCACAGAGUGCCAGCCAGUCUGUGUGAAAGGGUACCAAGAGAAUCUAGGCUUGGCAGGUCCUCCUCAGCAGAUAUUUAACUUUGUUCUUGAAAAUGGCACAUCUGAUGUUAUAGUAUAUCCAGUGCUGACAUCUCCCAUGGAAACAUUCAUGUCUCCAAGUUUUCCAGUUAAUUUAUGUGCCCAACAUACGUAUGUCACAAGCCCCGGAAUUCCAGAUGUAGCAGCAGACAAAUUAGCACAUUUAGAGAAAUUUCAAGAAGUUCAAGAUUCUAUAAUUCCUUCUGAAGAACCUUUCAAAAGACCAGAGCAAGUGGAAACUUUCUGUUCAUCCCUUAAGGAUUAUUUCCGAGACACCUGCAAAUCUGUGAGCAUGGAGCGGGAAGUAAAUCUGGAUCACCUGUUCAUUGAUGGGACACUUGUUCAAAGUCAAACUGAAACCAAGACUGGAAAGAAUAGUGCAAAAGCAAUGGAAAAGGAGCUGGUAACCUGCAGCCUGCAAGAGACAGCCAUUGAUAGAAGCCAAAUAUUUCAAAUCCCACAGCGUAAAGACUUAGAGACUAAAGUGAUAGUGGUGCUGGGAAAAGCAGGAAUGGGCAAAAGCAUUCUCAUUCAGAAGAUCUGCCAGGACUGGUCCAAUGGAGAGUUUUCUCAGUUUGAAUUUGUAUUUUGGUUUGACUGCAAACAAAUAAGUUUGCCUGAGAAGCAAUACAGCCUGAAGGAGCUGCUGCUUGAGUUUUUUGUAAAACCGCAAGAGGGAAGCAAAGAGAUCUUUGAGUAUAUGUUGCAAAAUCCUGAUAAAGUCCUUCUGAUUUUUGAUGGUUUUAAAGGAUUGCACGAUCAUGAGAAUUUUCCUCGUUGCUCAGCCAGCCAGCCUGAAAAGGAUUUGUUCAGUAUAAAGGAGCUGCUCUCAGGACUCAUCCAAAAAAAGAUACUCAAUGGCUGUACUUUAUUAUUUACAGCAAGACCAAAAGACAAACUGUACCAGUACGUGUCCAAAGUGGAUAAGACUAUUGAAAUUGUAGGAUUUUCCCCUCAGCAGAGAGAAUUGUACAUAACCAAAUACUUUGAAGAAUCACUCUAUUGUGAUAGUGCACUGAAAUUAAUCAAAGAGUGUGAGUACUUGUUCAGUCAUUGUUACAGUCCUGUUAUGUGUAGAUUUGUUUGUUUUCUCUGUGAGACGGUGCUUGAAAUGGGAGAGAAAAGUCUUCCUUCAACUCUUACUGAAGUCUUCCUGAAAUUUUUUCAGCAGAAGAUCAUGUUUAUGCAAACAGAUGUUACAACCACACAAAAUCAAGAGAGUCUUGCUACCCUAGCUCGUGUAGCCUGGUGUCUUGGAGAAAAGCACCAAAGUGCCAUGAAAAGUGAUCUUAUUCCUUCUAAGGAAGUUAAAGAGUUUGCUCUGAAGUAUGGGUUUUUCCUGCCAUUUGCAUUCCCCAGAUAUUCAGAUAGUGAAGAAGAGGAAUUUGGGAGCACAUUCUCUGAUUUUGUCAUUCAGAAUUUCUUGUGUGCACUUCACCUUUUGUUAGCAGAAGAGCUCAAGGAUAAAAAUCUAACAAAGUACUUGUCUUUUCUAUCCAAGAAGAAAAAACCUUAUAACUGGUUAGAUUUAAUGCCUCGAUUUUUGGCUGGUUUGGUGUUUCUCCAGGAUGACCCCUACUUCUGCUCUCUUUCAAAUGAGGAUGAAAAGCAGUCAACCAAGAAGCAGAAGACAUUCUUGAAAUACAUUAGAAGGCUGCAGAUUAAUACUCUCUGCCCAGAGAGGUUGCUGGAGCUUUUAUGUUGUGUUUAUGAAACACAGAAUAAUUAUCUUCUGCAACAUGUGGCCUUGAGACUCGAGCCAGAGUUGUCUUUUCUGGGCAUAGUUCUUACACCACCUGAUGUCCAUGUACUGCACUCUAUUUUGAAAAGGUCAAGAAAAGAGUUUUCCUUGGAUGUGCGGAACAGCAGCAUUGACAUGCAAGGGCUGCAAGCCUUGGUCAGCCUAAGGAAUGUGACAUCGUUCAGGGCUUCCCUCAGUGACACAGUCAGGCUCUGGAAGUCUUUAGAACAGACAAAAGACUACGAACUGCUGAAAGCAUCCACAGAGAAAUUUGUUCUUGAUCCCUUUAAGGCAAAGACAGUGAAGGACAUCAGUGACCUCUCCGACCUUGUAGAGAUGCAGGAGAAGAUGAUGAAUUGUGUGCAAGAAGCAUCUGGUUGCAUCAGCUAUGAAAUUCCUGCCAUCAGAAACCUCAGAAAACUCGAAUUUGCGCUGGGUCCAGCAUGUGGCCUUGAAGGAUUGCUAAAACUCGUGAAAAUUCUUGCAGCAUUUCCAUCACUUCAGCAUUUAGACCUUGAUGCUCUGAGUGAAAAUGGCAUAGGAGAUGAAGGAGCAAAGAGUCUAUCUGAAGUCUUUCCAACCCUGACAUCACUGGAAACAUUAAAUUUAUCACAGAAUAAAAUAACAGACCUGGGUGCAGAGAACCUUGCUACAGCUCUCCCUUCCUUGUCUUCCUUAAAAACACUAAGCUUGUACAAUAACAACAUUUGUGAUUUUGGAGCAGAAAAUCUGGCAAAGGUUCUUCCUGCAAUGACAUCUUUAAGAGUGCUAGAUGUUCAGUAUAACAAAAUAACUGGUGUUGGAGCCCAGCAGCUGACUGACAGCCUACGAAAAUGUCCCCAUAUGAAGAGCUUGGUGAUGUGGAAUCCCACCAUUCCCUAUGGAGUUCUUGAACACCUUCACCAGCUGGACUCCAGGAUCAGUGUGUAGAUUCAGAAGAUUCCAUAAAGGUGUCAUAAAGAAAAGGGGAGGGUGUCCUCUGUGCUUUCCUGUCUUCUUGCUGCUUUAUCAAUCAGGGUUCUCAUGUUUGUUGCAAAAAAUCACAUUUCAGUUUCUAAGCGAUGAUUAAAUUGAGUGAAUUACAGAGUUUUAAAAUGCUAUUCAAAGACCCAACUGUAUUUCUACUUAAGUAGUAAAAGUUAAACAUCAAAGAUGAAAAGAGCAUCUGGAUACUGUGACCACCAUUAAAGGAGACCAGGAACCACAAGGAUAUUGUGAAUAUAAAAAUCCACCAUCAAGUCAUCGAAGAGCAAACUGAAAGUUGCUCAACCUGCAACAUCUGAAGCACUGACAGAUCAAAUCUGAUUGUUUUCUCCAUGGUGCCAGUGGUAACUGCCAUCAAAUUUGGUCUAACGAUUUUGGACUUUCAAAGCUCAGUGUUACAGAUUUCGCCUGUCUGUAUGGACUCAUUGGAAGCACUAGGAUGAGGAGCAUAAAAAAGAGUCAUCAGCCCUAGAAAAUGUUCUGAUAAGAUUAUCCACAAGAAUCUAGAAGGUGCUCUUUUCUUCAUAAUAAUCAGUGAAUCUAGAAGUUGCUCUUUUCUUCACUAAUAAUCAGUGCUGCCUUAAGUGAUAGAAACAUAUCUUCUAUGACUUGUUAGAGAAUCCUUCAAAAAGGUUGGGGAAAAAAAGAAGUAAUGAGAAGUAAGGAAUUGAAUGUGAAAAACUGUGAAGGAUUCUUCUAACAUUACUGCAGAAAUCCAAGUAGAGAAAAAUAGCCAGUUUAUUGCACACACAUCCUCAAACAAUCUUUGAAGGUUUUUACUUUGUCUCAAAUGAGAACUCUAAAUUCAUAUACCUGGAUUGGUAUUUAAUUUCUUCAAUGCAGCUGGCAGCAUAAAUGUUUACAAGCACCAGUUUUAUAUUUGACAGUGAUAUCACUACUGUGUGUGGUUUAUGUGGCCUUCUGGUUCAGAGUUAUGAGUAACCAGGCAAUCAGACAAAAGCACAUUUCAAAGCACAUGUCUAUGCUGCUGGUCUCAGUCAUGUGUGGGCCAAAUAUUCAUCCUGCUGACUGCAACAGCAAACCACUUGUCUCUUUUAUUCUUUUAUUUCUGCUCUGUGAACAUGAAGAGAACUUAAAAUUGUGCAGAGGCAAUUGUCAAGUCAAGAGCACCAUUCUGGAUUCCUGUCCAGAUACAGUCUGAGACAGAACAACAGAAAGGGAUGGGAAAAGCUAGGAAUGCUCAAAAUGCUACAAAUUGGGAAGUCUUUAUUUCACAGUUAGCUCAGGGUUAGUUCAACAACCUCUUUGAAAUCUCUUCUGCUUGGAAGCACUGACAGUACUGACCCAGGGAUCUGUGCAAACUAGAAUCUCUCAACUAACCUCUCAAAUACUCUGUUUCUUGAUCUUUAAAAAUUCCCUGAUUUAAACAGUUCAAAAUCACAACCUUCAUAUCUUUCCAGCAAGUUCUACUCCUCUGCUUAAGUUUCAGUGCCUGCAGAAUCUUGACAGCAGGGAUGUGGACAAAUUAAAGAGAGUGGACAAAUUAAAGAAAGAAGGGAGAGAGGAAAGUUUGUUUGUUGUCUCUGAGAGCAGGGAAUCCGACAUAACAUGUAAAGGAACAGAGGGCAAGGAGGAAAAUCUCUGUGGAGAAUAUGAUUGUAAUUAGAAUAUGGUCUUUUUCUUAACUAUCUGCAUGGUUCUUCUCGGUAGCCAAACUCUAGCCAGAGCCAUGGAUAAAAAUCUUAUUUAUGCUCUCCUCUUGGAGCUGCUUGAAUAGGAGGUAGUUUGAGGCAAAUCUGGUGUGAUAUUCCCAUUAGCCUGCAGCACUCCAGCCAUGCACAUCUGUGGUGAGCCCUUGUCUUGACCUCUCCUAACUAAGCUUUGGAUGACAAAUGCCCCUUUAGGGAUAUAUUCGGCAGCUGCACUUUACCAUGACUGAGUCUGAAAAUGUGCUAAAUAUUCCACAGGCAGCUGAAUGUUACAGGAUGCUGUCUGGACUACUAAAAUCAUGUUGGGUGUACUGCUGUUCUCUGAGUUAGUGGGAAUGUAUAUUUAUAAUGUACAGAUUGUAAAUUUUGA